This is a messenger RNA of Cavia porcellus (domestic guinea pig), 1350 nucleotides long. RefSeq lists its product as uncharacterized. The record is from RefSeq and is a predicted model, not a curated record. The transcript is spliced from 2 exons. NCBI's taxonomy places the organism in Eukaryota, Metazoa, Chordata, Mammalia, Rodentia, Caviidae. The coding region runs from base 343 to 1140 and encodes 265 amino acids.
GCUAGUGGGGAUGGGUUGUGUCUCUGGCUCUAGAAGAUAACAGUGAGGCCCACUCCACUCCCGGGGGCCACCAGGCAGUGAACUGGUGGCCCUGGGGCUGGCUGUGGCCCCUUGCUGUCCAGAGGUGGUGGCAGCAGCAUCCUCAGGGUCAGUUGGAAGUGCUCAAUCGUGACUGUGCCACACCUCUGAGUGGAGUCUGUAUUCGGUCUCUCAUUCAUGGAGACCCUGCAGGACAUGUCACGCGCCUCCGGGCUCGCUAUGACCCUUGAGAAAUAAUGGCUUGGCUGAGCGAGCUGAAGCCCAGAGACAUUAGCCAGGUCCAGGUCACACUGUGUUUACUGCAUGUCCUGGGAGGCCUAUGCCCUGGGAAACCCCUGUUCUCUGGCAUACUUAGUGGAGGUGCAGUCACCAGCAGCUGCCCCAGCACUUGCUAUGGGGACCUUGCUGCCCUCUUGGUGGCAGCGGCUGUCCAUUUCUGCCCCUGUGUGGAAAGCUGGGACAAAACUUCUGGACUGGCCCUUCGUGCAAGUUGGGAGAAGGGAUGCUUCUUUCAGGAGGCCCGGCUUCCCUGCCUGUCAGCUACAGCUUGAUCGAAUUGCGCUGGCUAGUUGUUCCAGCUCACCGCUGCGCCCCAGGGAGUUGCGGAGGAGGCAGCCUACGCGGAAGUCGGUCGCUCCUCCGGGCCACCGUCAGGCUCUGGGAUCUGGGCUAGGCCAGCCUAGGGAGUCCGCGAGCAGCGUCCCUCCGGCCAGGCACCUUUCACCAAUCCCGUCCGAGAGGGAAAUGCGCGGCUGCAGUUGCCACCGCGCCCUGCUCUUACAGGACUGCCCGCGCCCAGAAAAUCCUCCGCUGGAGUCAGACUGCGGUAGGGAGUCAGUUCCUCGCUCACCUCACCACCAGUCAGCCUUCCUUCCUGCCCGUCGCGUUUCCGAGACCGUUCCCAGACGCCCGUUCCCAGAGCUCGGGGGUCGCGUCUCUCCUUGCCGAGCCGCUGUGGAGGCAGCCGGCCGGGCGGCGGGAAAUCCAAGCCGCGGUUUCCAAUGGCGCGGAGUCGAGCCUCCACACCGAGAUUUUUCUGUUCCUAUUUCAGCGCCAGGACUGUAUUCCAAGUUGGAUUCUCUCAGCCCAGUUCGUUCCUGAGUCAGCAGAGCAUAUCUCCACUGGUUCGUAUCUCCCUAGUCCGCAUCAUUCCUGGCCUCUGAGCCGAGCCCUCAGAGAGCGUUCAGUAGUCGCUGUUGUCUGUCCGCCAUGUUCUCCAGACAAGAAGCGAGUUUCUAGUAUUUCUUAUGGGAAAUUCACUUUGAUGUACAAGUGUUUUGGAUGACAUGCAUGUUUCUGGAACAAAUUAUG